UUCCUCAGUGUGAACAUGUACGGGGUGUUUGUGAGGGUCCUGGCCGAACGCUGCCAAAGGAAAGCCUUCCUGCAGGCCCGGAACUGCAUCGAAGACCGGCUGAGGCUGGAGGACGAGAACGAGAAGCAGGAGCGGCUGCUUAUGAGCCUUCUGCCCCGGAAUGUUGCCAUGGAGAUGAAGGAGGACUUCCUGAAGCCCCCCGAGAGGAUUUUCCACAAGAUUUACAUCCAGCGGCAUGACAAUGUGAGCAUCCUCUUUGCGGACAUCGUGGGCUUCACGGGCUUGGCGUCACAGUGCACCGCGCAGGAGCUGGUGAAGCUCCUCAACGAGCUCUUCGGCAAGUUUGAUGAACUGGCCACGGAGAAUCAUUGUCGCCGGAUCAAGAUCCUCGGGGACUGCUAUUACUGCGUGUCUGGCCUCACCCAGCCCAAGACUGACCACGCCCACUGCUGCGUGGAGAUGGGCCUGGACAUGAUUGACACCAUUACGUCAGUGGCGGAGGCCACAGAGGUGGAUCUGAACAUGCGUGUGGGGCUGCACACCGGCCGGGUCCUCUGUGGGGUCCUCGGCCUGCGCAAGUGGCAGUAUGACGUGUGGUCCAACGACGUGACCCUCGCCAACGUCAUGGAGGCCGCCGGCCUGCCCGGGAAGGUCCACAUCACGAAGACGACCCUGGCGUGCUUGAACGGUGACUACGAGGUGGAGCCGGGGCACGGGCACGAGAGGAACAGUUUUCUGAAAACUCACAACAUUGAGACCUUCUUCAUCGUGCCAUCACAUCGGCGCAAGAUAUUUCCAGGGCUGAUCCUCUCUGACAUAAAGCCUGCCAAGAGGAUGAAGUUCAAGACCGUGUGCUACCUGCUGGUGCAGCUCAUGCACUGUCGGAAGAUGUUCAAGGCGGAGAUCCCCUUCUCCAACGUCAUGACCUGUGAGGAUGAUGACAAGCGGAGGGCGUUGAGAACCGCGUCUGAAAAACUCAGAAACCGCUCGUCCUUCUCUGCGAAUGUCGUCUACACCACCCCAGGCACGCGCGUCAACAGGUACAUCAGCCGCCUCCUAGAAGCCCGCCAGAUGGAGCUGGAGAUGGCGGACCUGGACUUCUUCACCCUGAAGUACAAGCAGGCUGAGCGCGAGCGCAAGUACCACCAGCUGCAGGACGAGUAUUUCACCAGUGCCGUCGUGCUCGCGCUCGUCCUGGCUGCCUUGUUCGGCCUCGUCUACCUUCUCAUCAUCCCGCAGAACAUGGUCGUCCUCCUGCUGCUGGUGUUCUGCAUCUGCUUCCUGGUGGCCUGUGUCCUGUACCUGCACAUCACCCGGGUCCAGUGUUUUCCAGGAUGCCUGACGAUCCAGAUCCGCACCGUCUUGUGUAUUUUCAUAGUGGUCCUAAUCUACUCUGUGGCCCAAGGAUGUGUGGUGAGCUGCCUGCCCUGGGCCUGGAGCUCCAGCCCCAAUGGGUCCCUGGUGGUCCUGAGGCCUGGCGGCCCGAACGCAGUGCUGCCCACCGCCCCCUGCGAGUCGGCGCCCCAUGCCCUGCUCUGUGGCCUCGUGGGCACCCUCCCUCUGGCCGUCUUCCUGCGGGUGUCCUCCCUACCCAAAAUGAUUCUGCUCUUCGUGCUCACCGCGUCCUACAUCCUGGUCCUGGAGCUCAGCGGGUACACCAGGGCCUCGGGGGGCGGCGCGGUCUCCGGGCGCAGCUUCGAGCCGGUCGUGGCCAUCCUGCUAUUCUCGUGCACGCUGGCCCUGCACGCCCGGCAGGUGGACAUCAAGCUGCGGCUGGACUACCUCUGGGCGGCACAGGCAGAGGAGGAGAGAGACGACAUGGAGAGGGUGAAGCUGGACAACAAGAGGAUUCUCUUCAACCUCCUGCCGGCCCACGUUGCUCAGCACUUCCUCAUGUCCAACCCCCGGAACAUGGACCUGUACUACCAGUCCUACUCGCAGGUGGGUGUCAUGUUCGCCUCCAUCCCCAACUUUGACGACUUCUACAUCGAGCUGGAUGGCAACAACAUGGGGGUGGAGUGUUUGCGCCUCCUGAACGAGAUCAUCGCUGACUUUGACGAGCUCAUGGACAAAGACUUUUACAAGGACCUGGAGAAGAUCAAGACCAUCGGGAGCACCUACAUGGCUGCGGUGGGGCUAGCGCCCACAACCGGGACCAAGGCAAAGAAGUGCAUCUCCUCACACCUCAGCACGCUGGCGGACUUCGCCAUCGAGAUGUUCGACGUCUUGGAUGAAAUCAACUACCAGUCUUACAACGACUUUGUGCUCCGCGUCGGCAUCAAUGUUGGCCCCGUGGUGGCUGGGGUGAUCGGGGCUCGAAGGCCGCAGUACGACAUUUGGGGAAACACGGUCAAUGUGGCCAGUCGGAUGGACAGCACCGGCGUCCAGGGCAGAAUCCAGGUGACCGAGGAGGUUCACCGGCUGCUGCGAAGGGGCACCUACCGCUUUGUGUGCCGCGGGAAGGUCAGCGUCAAGGGCAAGGGCGAGAUGCUGACGUACUUCCUGGAAGGCCGGACCGAUGGAAAUGGCUCCCAGGCCAGGUCCCUGAAUGCAGAGCGGAAAAUGUGCGCUUACGGGCGAGCCGGCCUCCAGACCAGACUGGCCACAGGCCCGCCGCCCCCAGUGGCCCCCAUGGCCGGCCUCCCGGUCAGAGCCGGGCUGGGGGCUCUGCAGGGCUCGGGGCUCCCCCCGGGCCCCCCAGGCCAGCACCUGCGCCCCGGAGCAGCUGGGAAGGAGGCUUAG
Molecule: messenger RNA, 2742 nt
Organism: Callorhinus ursinus (northern fur seal)
Lineage: Eukaryota; Metazoa; Chordata; Mammalia; Carnivora; Otariidae
Gene: ADCY1
Product: adenylate cyclase 1
Biological process (GO): intracellular signal transduction; cAMP biosynthetic process; adenylate cyclase-activating G protein-coupled receptor signaling pathway
Cellular component (GO): plasma membrane
Molecular function (GO): adenylate cyclase activity
Source: RefSeq, a predicted model, not a curated record